AUGAGGACUGUGGAGGGCGGGUAUAAAUGUCUAGUGGGCAAGAGGGGUGGGGGAACCUUGUGGGACUCUACAGCAGGCAGGGCGGGGCUAGCAGCACGGUGGGCUUCUGUAGGAGGUGGGGCAGGUGCCCAGUGGGGCUGCACUUCUGCAAAGGGUGGGCAGCGAGGCAGGAACCGGAGAGGGCAGGUGGGCAGAGAGACAGGAACCGGAGAGGGCGGGUGGGCAGAGAGACAGGAACCGGAGAGGGCGGGUGGGCAGAGAGACAGGAACCGGAGAGGGCGGGCGGGCAGAGAGACAGGAACCGGAGAGGGCGGGCGGGCAGAGAGACAGGAACCGGAGAGGGAGGGCAGGCGGGCAGAGAGACGGGAACCAGAGAGAGAGGGCAGGCGGGCAGAGAGACGGGAACCGGAGAGGGCGGGCGGGCGGGCAGAGAGACGGGAACCGGAGAGGGCGGGCGGGCGGGCAGAGAGACGGGAACCGGAGAGGGCGGGCGGGCAGAGAGACGGGAACCGGAGAGGGCGGGCGGGCAGAGAGACGGGAACCGGAGAGGGCGGGCGGGCGGCGAGGCAGGAACUGUCCUCGUUCUUGGCCCAGUGCCUCUGCUGCCUGCAGCCAAUAGCAAGCGGCACGUGGCAGGCAAAUUAA
Schistocerca nitens (vagrant locust) is the source of this 645-nucleotide messenger RNA. Its product is annotated as circumsporozoite protein-like. The coding region runs from base 1 to 645 and encodes 214 amino acids. Lineage: Eukaryota; Metazoa; Arthropoda; Insecta; Orthoptera; Acrididae. The record is from RefSeq and is a predicted model, not a curated record. The transcript has a single exon.